Molecule: messenger RNA, 1296 nt
Organism: Armigeres subalbatus
Lineage: Eukaryota; Metazoa; Arthropoda; Insecta; Diptera; Culicidae
Product: clumping factor B-like
Exons: 2
Coding region: 152-1210 (352 amino acids)
Cellular component (GO): extracellular region
Molecular function (GO): chitin binding
Source: RefSeq, a predicted model, not a curated record
UUUGUAAUGUUGGAAGAAAGCAAUCUGAUUCGAGUACAUACAUGAGAAAUCACUUCAUGCCACUUAAAAGAUGCUAAACUAAGUAUACUAUAAAGCCGCAAUCAAUGCAAUUUGAACCCAUUCAGAAAUCUGAUUCGCUAGAUAUCUGACAAUGUUGGCGUACAUCGUACUACUUGCUUUGGUAACCGGAGGUCUGUCCGCGGUCUUAUGCCCUACCAGGGUGUACCCACAACGGACCGUACAUUUGCCGCACCCGACCAGUUGCUCAAAAUUCCUAACAUGCGUCGGAAACCACCCGGUUGAGCAGGACUGUCCCGCUGGGUUGUAUUGGAAUAUAGAACAAGCAUUCUGCGAUUAUCCGGGAGUUUCAGGCUGUUCUCGCGGUGAACAUGCACAGCAACUGGAGAAACAGCUUUUCAACUCAACGGCCGUGGUCAAUAGCAUUUGCCUGCCGCAGUUCGACCGGUGUCCCCUGAAUUCCAACCCUACGGAACAGAUGAUUUUCGUUAAGCAUCAAGACUGUCGAAAGUUCUACGCUUGUGCUCAGACCCAUCAGGUUGAACUGUCCUGCCCGCCGAACUUGUAUUGGAAUUCGCAGGGCUGCGUGUGCGACUACGAGGUGGAAGCUGAGUGUAUAGAAAUGAAAAGGCCGAAUGAUGAUGUUCCGGUUAUUGAUGAAGAACCCAUCGAACCGGAGAAUGGAGAAGACCAAGAGCCGGUUGAUGAACCGGAACAGAGCGGCGACGAAGAUACCGAACCGGAAAUAGCACCGGAUCAAGAACCUGAGCCCGAGGAAAAUAACAAGCCUGACGAUGCGGAUGCCCAUGAACCAGCAGAGGAACCCGAACAAAAUGCUGAUGAAGUGCCGGAAGGGGAUGGUCCUAUAGCUAGAGUUCGUCGGGCGGUCGAUGGAGACGAUCCCAGCGGUAGUGGUGGUUCCAGUGGAAGCGAAUCCAGCGGUGGCGAAUCCAGUGGAAGUGGAUCAAGCGGAAGUGGCUCCAGUGGAAGCGAGUCCAGCGGUGGCGAAUCCAGCGGUGGUGAAUCCAGUGGAAGUGGCUCUAGUGGAAGUGGCUCCAGUGGAGGUGGAUCAAGUGGAAGUGGAUCCAGUGGAGGUGGAUCAAGCGGAGCACCUGUAGAGUCCGGAGCUGAUGUAAAAACCGCUUCGUCUAUCGCCAUUAUUGCAUUCACAGCGGUCAUGAGUCUUCUCUAAGUCAAAAUAGGUUCAUUUAUCGUGAUUUACGAUUAUAGGUGAUGGGUUAUUUGAAUGGAAUAAAAUACAAUUAUCGAAAAAGCGCA